Molecule: messenger RNA, 870 nt
Organism: Puccinia triticina
Lineage: Eukaryota; Fungi; Basidiomycota; Pucciniomycetes; Pucciniales; Pucciniaceae
Exons: 4
Coding region: 1-870 (289 amino acids)
Source: RefSeq, a predicted model, not a curated record
AUGCUUUUGGUCUUCCGAACUGUCUUGACAAUUCUCAUGUUCACAAGAUGCGCUAGCGUUUCUGGUACUGAGUUGGCUCUCGAGCAAUCCCUUCCAUGUGGCUAUCGAGGCCUGGGACGGAUGAGGGCGGAGUUGAAGGAGUUAUGUCAGAUGUUCAAUUCCAACGGUCCGGGCUCUGAAUGGGGGCGGAGGUUCAGGUUCUUGCAGCAGCCGACGGCGGGACACCCUGACGAAAGUUCCGGAUCAGUGAGGGAGCGCAGCUUCCAUCGGGAGCCAUCCGCCCCGCGUGGUCAUCGGACACCAAUCAAAGAAGGGCUGGAGGACGCCAUGAGAAUUCUCAUAGUAUUAGAGGAUCUUAACCAUCAAAGAGAGCCUUCGCUCCAGGCUGGAUUAAAGGCAAGCCUGAGGACGCUCCAAGCAAUUCGUCUUACCCAUCAAGACGAGCCCCCGCUCAAGGCGGGACUGAAAGAGAUGCUUAUCACGCUCCGGUCGAAUCCGGGCCAUCAAGCCCCAAUCAAGGCCAGACUAAAAAAUGCACUUACGAGGAUGCUACGGUCGAGGGUUGAGGACUUGGACUUGGAGCUGGCAGAGAUUCUAGUUCCUCAGGCACCGGUGGAGUACUACACGCCAUACGGGGAAAGCAAGCUGCAGGAAGACCGGGCACGCCGGGACGCGCGCGGCAGAUGGAUUCCGGAGGCCGCCUCGGACGCCCAGCUGCACUUAGCGUCACACACAGACCUAGCAACAACCUCCGAUGAGAAAACCACAGCGAUGUGCCUUCUACAUAUCGGGAUAGCGGCCGGCAUGACGUUCAGUUUAAUCCUCUUCUGUGUUGCUUUGCUGCUUGGAAAGUCAAAUCAUUAUUUUUAG